This is a messenger RNA of Phytophthora sojae, 501 nucleotides long. RefSeq lists its product as hypothetical. Gene Ontology annotation, biological process: mRNA splicing, via spliceosome. The coding region runs from base 1 to 501 and encodes 166 amino acids. The transcript has 4 exons. Lineage: Eukaryota; Oomycota; Peronosporomycetes; Peronosporales; Peronosporaceae. The record is from RefSeq and is a predicted model, not a curated record. Gene Ontology annotation, cellular component: spliceosomal complex; U5 snRNP; U4/U6 x U5 tri-snRNP complex.
AUGGCUUCAAAACUGCAAUACGGCAUGGCUUCGCUGCUGCUGGAGCAGCUCGCGAGCAAGGCGGCGGUGGACGCCGCCAUCCGCGGCACGAAGGACCGCGUGUUGGUGCUGCGCUUCGGCCGCGCUUCGGAUACCGUGUGUUUGCAGCAGGACGACAUUCUGGCCAGGUGCGAGCGCGAGCUGUCCAAGAUGGCUCGACUGUGCCUCGUGGAGGCGGAGCAGGUGCCGAUCUACUGCCAGUACUUCGACAUCACCCUCAUCCCCGCCACCAUCUUCUUCGUCAACGGCCAGCACAUGAAAGUGGACUACGGCACGCCCGACCACACCAAGUUCAUUGGAGCUUUCCGGACAAAGCAGGACUUCAUCGAUCUCGUGGAGGGUACCUUGCCCAUUCUGGAGCAGGUUAUUUAUCGCGGCGCAAAGCACGGCAAGUCGAUUGUGAACUGUCCGAUAGAGAAGUCGCACAUCCCGCGGUACGACCUCAUCUACAAGGACAUCUAA